AUGUUACAUAUUCUGACUUUUCUAUGCCGCAUCUUUUUAGUGUGCGGUGAUAGGCUAACGCAUAAAUACAAGGGCAAAACUGUGACUUCUGAAGAUGAGCGCUACGAAGCUGUUCGUCAUUGCCGUUAUGUUGACGAGGUGUACCGCGACGCGCCUUGGUUUGUUGACCUCGACUUUCUACGGAAGAUGAAGAUCGAUUUCGUCGCCCACGAUGCCAUCCCGUACGAGGCGCCCGGUUCCGUUGAUUUGUACCAGCCGUUUCGUGACGCGGGCAUGUUCGUCGAAACUCAGCGUACAGAAGGUGUAUCGACCAGUGACGUCAUCGCCCGAAUUGUCAAGGACUAUGACAGUUACGCACGGCGAAACUUAGCUCGAGGCUAUUCUGCCAAAGAGCUAAAUGUCGGUUUUUUUCAGGUACGGCCACUGGUUUGCUACAUGGUGAGUGCGAACGCUUGUUUGGCCGAGUGUAAUCUGUUUUUUGUUUACGUGAUUAUGCUUCGUCGUUUCCGAUGA
Molecule: messenger RNA, 513 nt
Organism: Soboliphyme baturini
Lineage: Eukaryota; Metazoa; Nematoda; Enoplea; Dioctophymatida; Soboliphymatidae
Source: the annotation of a GenBank genome assembly